Messenger RNA from Trichoplax adhaerens, 1575 nucleotides. RefSeq lists its product as uncharacterized. Lineage: Eukaryota; Metazoa; Placozoa; Uniplacotomia; Trichoplacea; Trichoplacidae. Bases 1 to 1575 code for a protein of 524 amino acids. Gene Ontology annotation, molecular function: ubiquitin binding. The transcript is spliced from 18 exons. The record is from RefSeq and is a predicted model, not a curated record. Gene Ontology annotation, biological process: proteasome-mediated ubiquitin-dependent protein catabolic process.
AUGAGUGGACCGAUACAGAGUUUGAAAAAAACCAAAAGGGUGCCUUUAGUGCCAUCAAAUCAGAAAGAAGGCAAUCUAUACUCCCUUCCAAAGCAGGAAGACAAUGAAGAACAGAUAACGAAAAAGAGAAUCGCUCCAUUCCGAAAUACUCAAGUUCAAAGAACAGAUGAGGAACUAUAUGCUCAAGAAAUGAAUAAGAAAUUUAGUGAUUACUUACAGAAGGAAAUAGUUAAUGACAUUCAGCACGAUCGAAGCUCAAGAAAGUCACCUAGAGGCGAUAGUGAAGCAGACGCUGAUCUUAUGUCAGUUAUGCUUAAGCGAUUAACCACAACUGAGAAGCAAUUGGCAUUAGCGAAGCAAGAUGGAGCUGAAAAGGAUAAAAGAAUUAGGCACCUAGAGUUCCAAGUCAAGCAGCUAAAGUUAAAGAAUGCUAGAAAUGAUGACGAAGAAUCUUACAGAGAACUAAAAGCAAAAUGCGUUACAUUACAAAGACAAGUCCAUGAAAUGGAGCGAUUUUUGAAUGAUUAUGGCCUCGUGUGGAUAGGAGAUGACGAAAGCGAAGACGACGAAGACAGUAGUACACAAGAUAAUUCUGAGAAACAAAAUACUGCAUCGACGACUAUGUGGCAACCAGAACAAUCACUUGCAACAGCAACGGCAAUUGAUUUUAAUCUUGUGAUUGAAAAUAUUAAGGAACUAAAUUUAUUGGCAAAUGCGGAUAAUCCUAAGAUUGUCAAGACAACAGGAAGAGCUGUUUUUCAGAUUCCAGACGCAAUUCCUAUCUCGAUUUAUAGCAAUGGUUUCGCUUUAUACGAAGGUCCAUUUAGGUAUUAUGAUGAACCCUAUGCACAGCAAUUUAUUCGCGAUAUUUGUGAUGGUUAUUUUCCAUCAGAAUUACAAUCUAGACAUCCAGACGGCGUACCAUUCCAGAUUUACGAUCAUCGUGAAACAGAAUAUCGAAAUCAGCGAUUAGAUAAUUUUCCUGGUCUUGGAAAUAUUUUGGGCGGAAAGUCGAAUCCACCGGGCAACAUGGUGUCGCGGCGGGAUAAAGUUAAAGUCACUAGCAAAUUAGCUGGAAAACCAGUUACUGUAGAUAAAUUUUUAUCGAAGUUGCCUGAAUCUGUCAUACGCGAUGGAAAAAUUGUUAAUAUUCGAUCAGAUAUUAAGGAAAAUAUUCAGACAAGCGAUUCUACGAAAAGUAAAGUUGUGAUCGUAGAAACUAAACAAGUGAAAGACAUGAAAGUAAAACACGCUGAUGAAUCUGAGAGGCCUGCAACUCCACAUGAUAUUACAACGUUGCGAAUUAAGAAUGAAGACAAUAGCCAAGGCAUUCUGGUGUUUGCGAACACUAGAUUAAGGGAUAUGUAUCUGAAGGCUGUUAAACUUUACCUAUUUAAUUUCACAAUACAGGAUCUAUAUAAAUAUAUAAGUAACCAAAGGUCGUCUUCGGAACCACCGUUUGAGAUUCGUUCUUCCUUUCCCAAGAAGCUAUAUACGGAUAUGGAUGCAACGUUAUAUGAAUCUGGACUAACGCCCAAUGCAACGUUAUUUCUAACAGCGAAUAAAUUGAAGUGA